Myotis daubentonii (Daubenton's bat) is the source of this 4749-nucleotide messenger RNA. RefSeq names its product centrosomal protein 89 (gene CEP89). Gene Ontology annotation, biological process: chemical synaptic transmission; cilium assembly; mitochondrion organization. The record is from RefSeq and is a predicted model, not a curated record. Gene Ontology annotation, cellular component: ciliary transition fiber; centriole. NCBI's taxonomy places the organism in Eukaryota, Metazoa, Chordata, Mammalia, Chiroptera, Vespertilionidae.
AGGCCAGCGGGCGGGGACCAGGCUAUAGGGAGCGGUCCUGGUCUUUGAGGAGACUUGCUCGUCGGUCCAGACCCGCUGGGACCAUUCCCCACAGCAAAGAUGCUCCUGGGGGUUCCGAGAGGCCGCAAGAGCCAGUUUAAACACAUCAUCCAUGGCCUUCUACCUGCAGCCAGCAUUGCACCGAAGCCAGCCGUGCCCCGCACACCUCCUCCCCGCAGCCCCAACCCCUCUCCAGAGAGACCGAGGUCUGCUCUGGCUGCAGUCAUUCUAGCAACAACAUUGACUGGCCGGACUGUUGCCCUUCCUCAGCCACAACGGAUAUCCCAGUCUGAGAGUGACGUGACUCACCUUGAAAAUGACAGUUUCAUCACGCCCUAUGCCACCACCUCAGAGCUGAGGCAUCAACCAAAUUGGCAGAGUGAGACAGGAAGAAGUUCUUUGCCAUCCUUCGAAAUGCUGGGCUAUGGGGAGGAAGAGGACACUGACUCGCACCUGUCAUCUAGCAACAAGGAGUCCUCAGAAGUCAGUGCUCAUAAGGAAGAGGGAAGAAUUGGCGAUGCUGUGUAUACCAUGCCACACAGAAAUCAGCAAAAGGUUCCAUUGUCACAUGGGGUGGACAGUGAAGAUGAGGAAAAUAUUUCUGAGCAAGAUCCAACUUUUAUACCACAGCAUACACAAGAAAAAGAUGGUGAACAUUCUGUUCUGACUUUAAAGGAUGAAAAAACACCAUUAUGUGGAAAACCUCCACCCUCCCCAGAUAUAACUGGUAAAACACGUCAACGGUGUAUAGAAAUAACCAAAGAAAAGUUUGAGAAAUUAAAAGAAGAAAAUUUGCAUCUGAACACAACAAACCAAACACUUACUCUUGAACUUAACAUAGUAAAACAAGCAAUGAAAGAACUACAAUUAAAAUUUAAGAGAAGAGUAAAAGAAAAUGGAAAGCUGAAAGAGGCCGAGAAGGCAUCCUCUAAGGAAGUAGUUGCUGCACCUGAAUUACUUUAUCUAAGAAAACAAGCUCAAGAACUGGUGGAUGAAAAUGAUGGGUUGAAAAUGACUGUCCAUCGUUUGAAUGUAGAACUGAGCAGAUAUCAAACAAAAUUCAGGCAUUUAUCGAAGGAAGAGAGUAUAAAUAUUGAAGGCCUACCAUCAAAGGGCCCUAUACCACCCUGGUUGUUGGAUAUAAAGUACCUGUCACCCUUGUUGCUGGCUUAUGAAGACCGAAUGAAAGAAAAAGAUGAGCUCAUUUCCACCCUUCAGGAGGAAAUGAGCAUGUUCAGGAUGCGUGUCCAAGAAGUGGUGAAAGAAAAUAAAGAAUUGCACCAACAGUUAAACAAGAAUGGUACUGUUACCAGUGAGGAAUGGCAUCGGCUUCAGACUCAGGCGGAAUUGGUUUUAGAGGAAAACAGGUUGUUGGUAGAGCAGUUGGAGAUUCAGCAAAGAAAAGUCAAGGACACCCACCAGGAGCGUCUCCAGGAAGUUUCUAAGCUGACUAAACAACUAAUGCUUCUGGAGACUAAAACACAGAGCCAAGAAAAGGAGCUAACUAAAAGCAAGAAGCAACUGGAGAAUUUAUGUACCGAAUGCCAAGAACUGAAAACACAGUUGGAGGGCAAAAUAGCAAUGAAAGUUCAUACUUCAAUUGUAAAUGAAUUACAAAGCCGGUUGCAGAAGGAAGAUGAGAAAGAAAGUGCUGAAAUGGAAGAGUUGAUGGAAAAGUUGACAGUCCUGCAAGUGCAGAAGAAGAGUUUGCUAUUAGAGAAGAACAACUUGACAGCUAAAAACAAAGCGCUGGAAGCUGAACUCGAAAGGGCACAGAAAACAAAUAGGAGAUCUCAAAAAAAAAUUGACGUCCUCAAAAAGCAGGUUGAAAAAGCCAUGGAGAAUGAAAUGUCUGCCCAUAAGUACCUGGCAAAUCUUGUUGGCCUGGCGGAGAAUAUCACUCAGGAACGUGACAAUCUUAUGUGUUUGGCCAAAUGUUUAGAAAAUGAGAAACAUGGAGUUCUCAACAAAAUUAUAAAAGGCAAUAUUCGCAUGGGAAGGUUGGAGGAAAAAGUCAAGGGGUACAAGAAGCUGGCUGCACUGAAGCUGGAUGACAUUAGUCACUGUCUGACAGAGCAGCAGGAGGACUUUGCUAGCAAGACCGCUCAGUACCAGCAGGAGAUGCGGCACCUCCAUCGGAUGCUGCAGGACAAGCAGGAUGUCCUGGAUGAGGCGCUGCAGGAGAAAAGAGCAGUGGAAGGUGAGCUUGAAGUUGUUUGGGAGUCUACCUCCAAGGAAAACCAAAGAAUCCGAGAACUUCUCCGCGCGACACUGGAGAGGACGGGCGUGUGGACCGGCACCAGAGCCUCCGAGGAUCCCCGCCUCGAGGGCCUCGCUCAGGGCGACGUGCUGGAUGGCUGCAGCCUCAGCUACUGUGACAUGAAGCCGCCUCCCUCACCCCGCCAGGGUCUGCAGGCGCCCCUGGGCUAGGACCUGGGCCCGAAAAGUCUGCCUUGCCCAGAAGUGGGAAAGGCAAACUCCCACCUAACAGUGUUUCCCUCUCAGGCCAGGAAGAAAUAAACUGUCUCAGAAGCUUAAUUCAUGUUUUACAUUCUGCUUUACUUUAACAAUGUGCUGCUACACUCUAUGCUAGCCAGGGCGUGUCUUCUUGCCACGCUGCCAUUGAGAAUGGCUUGUGAGCCCCCCUGCUCGGGUAACGGCCCGAUGAGCUGGCCCAUCGCCUGGCUCCUAGAAAGCACCGAGGGAAUGGCCAGCGGGACCAGCUCGCGUGCUGUGUCAGGUCGGUCUAUUGGCUGCGCCCAGCAGGGGAGCAGCAGCGAGGGUUUCUGUGUAUCAGCUCUGGGUAGCAUUUUUUUGUUCAGUAGAAAUCUAGGUGCUGGUACCCAUGCAGCAGGAAGUUGUGCAAAACGUGUUGCGCCCUUUCCCUAAGCUUUCUCUCUCCUUCCGGGAAGGUACUUCUUCCGGGGUCACACAGUCCCCUCCCCCUUUGGGAGCCUCACUUUGAGCACCAAGGUGGGGCCCCUGCCACUGCCACACCGAGAAGGACGCCGGGGGCUGUGGUUCUGCUCCGCUCUGUGCCACCUCCUCGGUCAGAUUGUCCCAGCCUCUCAGGACCACCCACUGGGGCUUGCUGCUGGUGAUGCCAGCUGACGGGCUGCAUGCCCCAGCACUGAUGAACCCGGACAGCAGGCCCCAGGGGCACCUUUUACAAAACCCCUCCUCGCUGAGGCCUGUGUUGUUCAGAUGAGCAAAUAAGCCCUGGCAUUGUCCUUGGUCAUCUGUCAAAGUUACGUCUGAGCGCUUUGAUUGCUAGAUGGAAAACUGAGAUAGAAUAUCCUAGCUCUUUUACAUUUUAUUAACGACAAUUGUAAUUUACUGUCAUUUUCAAGGGGUAGAAAGACUCACCAGGAGUUAGAGCUACAUGAUAACUUAGCAAUAGCUUUGUUAUUUCAAGGGAGUUUGCCAAUAAUCCGUAGUCAGGUGAGAGGUGCAGCCUGCAGUCCCACCUCCUGGACCUGUGUCGGAGGGUGGCUUGUCUGUGGGAACACUGCCAUUGUCCCCACCUAGACAACCACUUCGGUCCUCCUGGAUUUUCCCUGCCUCCGUGAGAACAUCUUCCUUGGGAAGUGAACAUUUUUACAUUUCUGCCUUGUUUACUACACACACACAUGUACUUUGCAAGGGCAGGCAGCUGAGGCAGGGAACAGGCUGUCAGACGCUUCGGGGAGGGACAAAUGCCCCAGGCCUUGCAGGAUGGACCAGGGUUCAGAAGCAGGUGCAGGACAGAGGGAGGUGUGCAGAGGCAAGAACUCAGGAGCAGAGGAGGGGUUUGGGGCCUGGAAGUUGGGGUGGCAGUGAGGCCAGACUGGUCCACGGAGACCUGGGACUGCUGGGAAGGGGCACCUAUUCCUCCUGCAGCUUUCCAGGCAGAGCAGGACCCGGUUCCAUUCUGUCUUGGUCCUGGUGAGGGCCUGCGUGGCUGUAGAAAGGUCCUGAUCAAGUUGACAGUACCCCAAGGCAAACAGUUACAAACAUGACCGUGAUCUCAAACGAGCCCGCUGCUCUGGCGUAACUGCCCAGCCGUCCUGGGAGGCCAGGUCUGAGUGGAGAGAGCGGCCGGGCACAGAUAGGGGUGUGAGUUUGGGGUGAGCGUAGUUUUUCAUCUGAGCCCUGCGGGAGGCAGUGGGAUCAGAAGUGAUCCCUUUGCCCCUCGACCUCUGAGAAGAAUGGGAGACACCAUCCUUUCCCCAGAGCUCCAUUCUCUUUAGAGCAGUGGGUUAUCCAACUCUAAGGAGCGCGGAGUUCUGGAUGGUAUUGAUUUUGAUUUAUUUAUUAAGCGAGUAUACAUUAGGUGUUAUCUCUGCACUGUUUGUUGGGAACAACAGCAGUGACAACGGUAGACCUGGGUACAGCGCACGCGUGCUCAGAAGAGCACAGCCAGCACAGUCCCCGAGCCGUGAGUUCCCAGAGCCAGCGGGCCUGCAGCUACAGGGGAGCUGCUGCGUGUGAGAGCCCGAGGGUACGGGAGCCUCACUUUUCUACGAUAAAUUUUAUGAAACCUAAACAUGAAGUAUUUCUGAUGAAAAUAGCACCCAAAUUGAAAUGUACUAUAAGCAUAAAAUAUAUACCAGAUUUUGAAGACUUAUUAUGAAAAAAAGAAUGUAAAAUAUCUCAUUAGUAAUGUUUAUGUUGCUUAUACGUUGAGAUAGCACUUUGUAUCUAUUGGCUUACAUAAAUUAUUAAAAUUGA